AUGAACGGCGAAGCUUGGCUCUACAUAUUAUCCGUCAUAGUGAAUGCGGUGAACUUGUUUCUUCAGGUCUUCUUCACUAUCAUGUAUAGUGAUUUAGAGUGUGAUUACAUCAACCCCAUUGAGCUUUGCAACAAGUUGAACAAAUACAUUGUGCCUGAAGCCUGUGUCCAUGGUGUGUUGACGCUUUUAUUUUUACUUAAUGGCCAGUGGUUCUCCUUUUUGUUGAACCUUCCAUUACUCGGCUACAAUGCUAAUAAGAUCUAUAAGAAGAACUACCUGUUGGAUGCCACUGAGAUUUUCAGAACUUUGUCCAAGCAUAAGAAGGAGUCUUUUAUCAAGUUGGGAUUCCACUUGUUGAUGUUCUUCUACUACUUGUAUAGAAUGAUUGCCGCCUUGAUUUCCGAUGAGACCCUUGAUUAA
Molecule: messenger RNA, 420 nt
Organism: Brettanomyces nanus
Lineage: Eukaryota; Fungi; Ascomycota; Pichiomycetes; Pichiales; Pichiaceae
Gene: ERV14
Product: COPII-coated vesicle protein
Exons: 1
Coding region: 1-420 (139 amino acids)
Biological process (GO): endoplasmic reticulum to Golgi vesicle-mediated transport
Cellular component (GO): COPII-coated ER to Golgi transport vesicle; endoplasmic reticulum membrane
Source: RefSeq, a predicted model, not a curated record